Molecule: messenger RNA, 1152 nt
Organism: Parnassius mnemosyne (clouded apollo)
Lineage: Eukaryota; Metazoa; Arthropoda; Insecta; Lepidoptera; Papilionidae
Source: the annotation of a GenBank genome assembly
AUGCGUGGAAGCACUGCCGGGCUGGCCGACACGCUCGCGAGCGGCUCGCGAGCGCACGCCGCGUUACUCGAGACCGCGGACUGCCUGUUCGCCAGUAUUGUGGUCGCGCCCGCCGUCGUCUCCUACUGGAAGUCCACAUGGAGCCUCAUGGACUUGUACGUGCUCCCAGACCAACCAGUCAGCAGCGCAGCCGCGUGCGCGAUUUUCGGCCUGUGCUGUGAUCUAUUCCUGUGCGUGUUCCAAUCCAAAUUGGGCAAAUACCUCAGGCCUGACCAUGGCCGACUUACUUAUUACGUGUUCUCGAGGGUUUAUACUUACGUGGCCGGCGUGGCCUGUGUGGGCGCAUGGCGCGGUGUAUGGAACCUAUUAAAUGAGUGCACGGGUGAUAGCGCGAGGACUUUGCUUUCCACCACUGCGGCUGCUACUUUGUCAUUGGCUGCUUUACGGGCUUUAAGGAACAUCAGCGCAGCGCCUUUUGCUGUUGCAGUGGAUGGGCCCCACGAUUACUUCGAUGUCCCGACAAUGUUUCGAACGAGCAGCCGUGAGAUGGCGCUGUACGUGCUGGACUGCAUAUUCUCCGUGGCGGUGGUCGGGUCACUCGUGGUCUUCGUUUGGCGAGGUUCCUGGGCACUACUUGACAUAUUCCUCUACCCUGACGAUCAAGUCAGGUCUGUUUGGACGUCGUUGAUCAUUGGAUACGUGAUAGUGUUGGUGACCUUCGCAAUGCAAGUUCCAAUGCGGUGGGCAGCGGCGAGGCUUCAUGGUGCUCCGCGACUCCUUCUGGUUGAUAUCUACCACCUCAUCUCCUUUGUGGCAACUGUCAAUGUUUGGCGAGGCGUGUGGGGCUUGCUGGAUGUUUAUUAUUUUCCAGAUAAACCAAAACUAAGUAAUUGGUCAACGCAUAUCAUCAGUCUUACCCUACUAAUCCUGCUAAACUGUUCCAACUCUAUUCUCGUAAGAGGUGUGUACAUUGACGCAGAGGAACCAGCCGGCGACUGCGUAAUCUUCCCCUGCCAUUAUCUACGACUGUUCUUCCACAAGGAAAGAACAAAGAAGAGGCACAGGCGAGCUAUUGCAGCCGCAGCCAUGGCAACGGCGAGAAAAACUGAAGAAGCGAGCUUUCCUUUACAAAUACCGGAGGAGAAAGUUUAG